CCUGGCUAUUUUAUCUAUUCCAAUCUCCCAAGCACCUACAUCAAGGACAAACCAUCGAGAAUGGCAACGCCCGCUGUACCCCCCGAACUUGCUCGCAUAGUCACCCCAUGGCGCCUCGAACCGCAUCGAACCUUCAUCCUCAGCAACGCCAAUCUCAUCGACCCUGUCUCCGGAGAGGUGACCAAAAACACCACAAUCCACAUUGCAGCCGGCCACGUUAAGUCGAUAGGCGAUGAUACCCCCAGCGAUCCUCCCAGCAAUGCCGUAGUAAUCGACCUAGACGGCAAGUACGUCUGCCCGGGCCUCAUCGACUCGCAUGUCCACCUUGCCGCGGUCCCCGGCGCAACGAGUCUCCUCGAGAUGAAAAACCUGACACCAAGCGUCAGCCUCCUCCGUCAACCAAACCUCUGCCAGUCCAUGCUCGACCGCGGCUUUACAACCGUGCGCGACUGUGGAGGCGCGACCCUCGCCCUCAAGGAGUCCAUUCAACGCGGUGUCAUCCGUGGCCCGCGUCUCUUCAUAGCCGGCCACGCCCUGUCGCAGACAGGCGGGCACGGGGACCGGCGUGACCAGCACGACGAGAACGAAUGCUGCGCGGGCCACGUAAACGGGAUUGGACGAAUCGUGGACGGGGUAGCGGAAUGUCUGAAAUAUGCGCGGGAAGAACUGCGGCAGGGGUCGGAUUUCAUCAAGAUCAUGGGCGGUGGCGGCGUGGCAAGCCCCGCAGAUCAGAUCCAGCACCUGCAGUUCUCCGACGAGGAGAUCCGAGCGAUUGUCACCGUCGCCGAGAAUGUAGGUACCUAUGUUACCUCGCAUGCGUAUACCCCACAGGCCAUCCAGCAGGCGAUCCGCCAAGGGGUCAAGGGAAUCGAACACGGGAACCUCCUUGACGAGCCGACGGCAAUUAUGAUGAAGGAAAGCAAUGUCUUUCUCACCCCGACGCUGGUUACCUACGCUACCAUGGACAGUAGCGACUUCCGUAACUUUCUCCCCGCACCUUCCAGGGAGAAAAAACGCGAGGUCCUAGGCAAGGGCCUGGAGGCGCUCGAGCUUGCGAAUAAGAUUGGCGUUGACAUUUGUCUGGGGACAGACCUCCUGGGGCCACUGCACUUUGCGCAGAGCAAGGAGUUUCUCAUUCGCAGUGCCGUGCAGACACCGCUCGAGAUUUUGCGGAGUGCUACUAUUAACCCAGCACGAAUGCUGAAGCAGGAGAGGUUCUUGGGCCAAGUCGCGCCUGGUUUUGCUGCUGACUUGCUCAUCUUGAAUGCGAACCCUUUGGAGGAUAUUAGUGUUCUUGACCGGCCUGAUCAGCAUCUGCUGGCGACAAUUAAAGACGGUCGAGUCGUCGGGUCGCGCUGGAGUCGGUUGGAUGUUGAGGCAAUCGUGCCGGCCAAGUUGGCUUAA
Messenger RNA from Aspergillus calidoustus, 1404 nucleotides. The record is from the annotation of a GenBank genome assembly. Lineage: Eukaryota; Fungi; Ascomycota; Eurotiomycetes; Eurotiales; Aspergillaceae.